CAGAGCUCAGCCCCACUACACCAGAGCUCAGCUCCGCUACACCGCCUCUAUAAUGCACCCUGCUAUCACAUGGCAUAUAAUCAGUCACGUGAUUCAUCUACUUGGAGACGCCGGAGUUCUUGCCUGUUUACCUUGACAACCAACCAUGGCGGAGACGGACGCGGAGAGUGUGAGGACCGAGUCCCAGGCUGGGGAGGAGCUGUACCUGUCCGAGCUGAGCCCCGAGCAACUGCGGGCGCUGAUCCGGGACACGCGACACGCUCUCUCCGCACUCACAGCUGAGACUGAGAUGUUUGAAAAAUUCUAUAAGCGACUGGAUCCCAAGGAGCUGACCCCGGCCGCCCCCCCUGACACCUCAGCUUCUCCGUUGGACUUUAGCCAGAUGCGCAGUCGGCGGCGCUCUAAGUCACGCAGCACGAUUUCUGAGCGGCUGCUGAGCCUGAGUGUGGACCAGAAGUGUGAACUGGUGCAGCGGGAGCUGGAGGAGUCCCAAGAGGAGGCGCAGAGGAACGCUGACAACACCGAGCGCAUCCUGCAGGGCCACAAGGCCACUAUGGAGGAGGCCGAGAUCCGCAGCUCCGAAAUGAAAAAGGCCAAGUAUGAAUUUGAGCGUGACGUCGGCCGAGCCGCUGUGAGCAACAAGAAGGGGGAAGGCGUGAACCCCGAAAAACCUCUCCGCUACAUGGAAGAAAAGAUGCUGGCAAGAGACAGUCUGGUGGAUAAACUCCGUUUAAAGAACGCGGCAUUAAAAGUUCAGAAGAAGAAGUUCCAGAUGCAGCUCAAGCAGAAGGAGGAGAUGGGGGAGGUGCUGAACGAGGUGGAUUUCCAGCAGCUGAAAAUUGAAAACACCCAAUUUCUGGAGCGAAUUGAUGAACGGAACCAGGACCUGCUGCAGCUAAAACUGACCACGGGCGACACCCUGCAAGUGCUGAACUCCUACAAGAAAAGGCUACAGAACAAUAUGGCGGAGUCCACUCAUUUGGCCGCAGAGAUUUCGAUGCGCAAUGACAUUCUGCAGAGAAUUGAGGUGGAGACUGAACAGGUGGAGCAGGAACGAGCAAAGGCUGAAAGUCUGAACAAGAAGCUGAGGAAGCAGCUGAGCGACUAUCGGGUCCCAGGCGUUCUGCAGUACGUGCAGGAAAAGAUGGAGCAGGAAGAGCUGGAGAAGAAUGUGCGAGCGUGGGAGAGGAAGGUGGAGAUUGCUGAGCUUUCCCUGAGGACACAGCGCAGAAGUUGGGAGCAGAUAAAGGUGGCCAGCCUGACAUCAGAAUAUGGGCAGCUACAGGGCAAUGACAUCCCGGAUCUUUAGAUGAUUGUCAGCUUCUCCAGCCACGUGGCUCAGCUCCUUGUUGUGUAUUUUUUUGUAGUUUCUUCUGUUUUCCAUGUAAUAUAACAUGGAGGUAAAAUAAUAAA
Molecule: messenger RNA, 1413 nt
Organism: Bufo gargarizans (Asiatic toad)
Lineage: Eukaryota; Metazoa; Chordata; Amphibia; Anura; Bufonidae
Gene: CFAP263
Product: coiled-coil domain containing 113
Exons: 10
Coding region: 146-1309 (387 amino acids)
Biological process (GO): cilium assembly
Cellular component (GO): ciliary basal body; axoneme
Source: RefSeq, a predicted model, not a curated record